Messenger RNA from Cannabis sativa, 2548 nucleotides. Its product is annotated as UPF0481 protein At3g47200. The transcript is spliced from 4 exons. Lineage: Eukaryota; Viridiplantae; Streptophyta; Magnoliopsida; Rosales; Cannabaceae. The coding region runs from base 812 to 2251 and encodes 479 amino acids. The record is from RefSeq and is a predicted model, not a curated record.
ACUACAGUGAGCAAUGACCAAUACUAUAUAAUUUGAAGAAAGAAAAAUGAUUAAUUUUUUUUUCAAAGAACUUAUCUACAGCAUCACUUUUUCUUGUAUAUUAUACCAGCAACACUUUAGUCUUCAGAGAACAUUAUAUGGUGUGACAAUUAAUUGUCUCUUUUCUCUAUAUUUCUGCCGAUGUCUCUCUCUUCCAGUUCCUUCCCGUUUCUCCAAUUGUUCGAUCUCAAUAUUCAGAGGCUUGAAAAAACAGUAGGACAAAAUCGAUUUUGAGAGGGCUCUUCUCUUUCACGACUGUUGGAAGGCUAUUCAUAGGCUUUUUCUUCUCGUGUUUGCUUGAGCGUUCGCCGUUAGAACUUUAGCCAUCAUUUUUGUGCUAUUCAUAAGACAGGACUUUGGUUAUGAAGCAUGAAACUCUAUCAUACUGGUUUGGCAUCUUGUUCUCUUUAUUAUAUCGUUAAUUUUCAAUAAAUAUAUACAAAUCAGCGAUGUUUCUCCCAGCAAUCAAAUUUGAGUGAGGGAUAUUGCUAAGAUAAGAGGUAUCAUUACCAUUUUCAGAUUUUUAAUUGUAGUGCUUUAGAAUUUUUAGUCUUCGUAUGACAGUUUGACAGCUAGCUUUUGUGUCAUAGAAGUUGGUUGAUUUGGGGAAUCAGCUUGAUUAAGAGGCUUAUAAAAGAGAAACUCAGACUCAUUUUUCAUGGAAAAGUUGGUUUCGUGAAGCCUUGAAUUAUGUUCUCGGAGAAGCUAACUGGUAUGCUGUGAAUUUGGUAGUAAGGAAAGAAGACAAAUAACUCUCUUCCUUAAGCAGACCAUGGAUGGUAACCAGGACGUGGUAAUUGCCAUUGGCCAGCAAGCUGAGCUGAAGGGUGAUGAUGAUGGUGAUAAUAAGUUGUUAGAUUUCAUCGAAAAAUAUAUUGAAAGUGGAGGAGAAAUAAAUAAAGCUACUAAAAGUGACGACGGAUCACAUAUCAAGAUACAAAAAGUUCCAAAAAUGAUGUUGAGGAAAAAUAAUUGGAAAGAGUAUUACAAGCCAAAGGAGAUUGCAAUUGGUCCUCUUCAUGCUUUCACCAAGAGCUUGAAAAAUACAGAUGAUCUCAAGCAUAGAUUAACGGCAAGAUUUAUCAAAGAAAGCGGUCGAGAUGGGAGAACUUUACUUGAAGAAAUCAACAAAAACAUCUCUCAACUGAAGGAGUGCUUCGAUUUGAAUGUAAUACCUCGCCUCUUCAAUGAUGAUGAUAAGGAAUUGGCCAGGUUACUGUUUUUAGAUGGGUGUUUUGUACUACAAUUCAUAGAUAGUUAUGUCAAUGGUGACAUAAAAGAGUUUGAGAUUAGCAGUGGCCAAGUUGUUGAGAUUCAACAUGACUUGUUUCUCCUGGAAAAUCAAAUUCCAUUUCGAGUACUCAUAAUAUUGAUGAGGUUAAGUAAGGAAGGGGUUCGAUUGGCGACAAACAUCUAUCGUUUUAUCUUUUUGAACAACAUGGUACCACACAACUUCUGUAGCAAUUGGGCACAAGACAUUUUUUUUGCCAAUUUAGAAAUUCUUGUUAAUAAAAAGAACAUCAUUGAAGAUGAUAAAUUGCCUGCUCAUCUUCUUGACCUUCUUAGAUCAAAGCUGUUAUUUAAUGAGGAUGAGCCUGAAUAUGAUCAUGAGAGCAGCACAGGUGGAAACACUACAGAUGCUCUUUUGUACUACAAACACUCUUUUCGCAACGUUCAAGAUCUUAAAGAAGUUGGUAUAAUGUUAAAGCCCGACUAUUCUCGUGGCCUGAAAUCUGUAUCUUUCUCUUCUCCAUUGUAUAUUUUUGGUAAACUUAACCUUCCUCCAUUGAUUGUGGAUGACUCAACAGCACGAAAGUUGCUGAACUUGGUUGCUUAUGAAAUGUGCCCUGAUAACAAUAAGAAAAACUACACUGUGACUUCUUAUUUGAGGCUAUUAGAUUCACUCAUCGAUAGUGAACAAGAUGUUAAAGAUCUAAGAUUAGCACAUAUACUUCGAAAUCAUCUUAGUAGCGACGCAGAAGUAGCACAAUUGUUCAACACCAUAGGCAGCAGCUUGGUGCCCUAUGAUGCUUAUUUGAGCGUGAAAAUAGAAAUACAAAAGCACUACGAAAGAAAGAUCGUUGCUUGGAAAGCUCAGUUCUAUAGAGACUAUUGUAAAAGUCCUUGGACUAUCUUGGCUCUUCUUGCUGCAGCAGCGGCACUUAUAUUAACAGGGAUUCAGACUUAUUACUCUGUCAAUAAUCCCUCCUAAGGAUUGAGUUACAGAAACAAGUAUAGUUUUUUUUUUAGUCAUAUUGUUUUAGCAUAGAUGUUAUUGGGUGAUUCUACAAUGCACCCCUUUAAAAGGGAUGUACCGACUUGUUUCGGCAUCCAGAAGAAUUUUUUAAUCUAAUUUCUUUUCAUAUUCAUGUACGUUGUAGCUAUUUAAGAUAACCUACAAAAUUUUGAGAAAUUCAGAAUAAUUUACAAUAUAAAAAACAAUGUUCAAACAGUCUAUUUUACACGCGUAUAAAAUAAAAUAGUCACGCGUGCAACACACUGUUGGAAC